AUGCGACCUUGCGACACCGAAUUGACCAAUCCUCCCGCUCACCGAGGCAGAAACCGUGAAAGACAGACAUGCGGGGGAUUUUGUUCCGGUCUCGCGAGGUCCUUGGACCUUGACCUUGGACUUGGACUUGACCAGCCCGACAAGGACGGCGACCGAACCGACCCAUCAUACGAGAUCUUCCGCCCGGUCCUGCACCGGAUACACCCCGGCGGCCGCGAGAGGCACCGCCGGAGUCCCGGCUGGCACGGUGAGGGCACGGAGCACGGCGAGGGCGCGGAACGCGGCGAGGACGAGAUGGAGCUCUCCUUCCAGGCGAUGGGCAAGAGCUUCAACUUCACGCUGCGCCGGAACGCGGCGCUGUUCUCGCCGCACUUCGUCGCGACCGUCCGCCGCGGCAACGGCACGGCGGACAUCGUGGACCACGUGAAGGACUGCGUCUUUCACGGGACUCCGUCGGAGGACUUCUAUCCGGGCAACGGCAUCGCCGUCUCCCUCUGCCACGGAAUGAUGGGCGUGAUAAAGGACGAGUCGGAAGACUUGGUGAUCCAGCCCCUGGCCAAAACCAGCAGCGUGUACGACUCCCUCUCCGACAUCCCCCUCGGCGACCACGUGAUCUACCGCACCAAGCAAGGCCCCAGCGACCCCUACGCCUUCCUCGACGAAUCCUACGAGUCCCUCGAACCCAUCCGCGGGCGGCGCCGGGAGAAACGCCGCGCCCCCCCGGUGGGAACGCGGCUAUACAUGGAACUGGCCGUGUUCGUGGACCGAUACCUCUUCGACCACAUGAAGACCAACUUCCCCACCGACACGGAAGAGAACACCAUCAACGUGGUCAUGGCCAUGAUGAACGCCGUCCAUCUGCUGUACAACGACGAGAGCCUCGGCUACCCCGUGGACGUCGUGCUGAAGCGCCUGGAGCUUCAGACCCCGGCCUCCGACCCCCUCGGCCUCCUCUGGCCCUUCGACAUCGACACCUUCCUCACCCGCUUCUGCGAGUGGCAGGCGAAGGAGAACCCCGGCGGCGACCCCGAUCCCCUGCACUGGGACCACGCCCUCCUCCUCACGGGCCUCGACCUCUUCACCGUGGACAAGCGGGGCAAGCUCAACAGCCAGGUCGUGGGCCUCGCCCCCGUCGGCGGCAUGUGCAACCCGACCGCCUCCUGUACCGUCAACGAGGGCAGGCACUUUGAGACCGUCUACGUCGUCGCGCACGAGAUCGGACACAGCCUGGGGAUGAAGCACGACGGAGCGCCGGGGGGCAACUCGUGCGACCCGGGGACGUUCAUCAUGUCGCCGACCCUCGGCUCGGGCAAGAUCACCUGGUCGCCGUGCUCGCAGCGAUAUCUCACGGAUUUCCUCGAGACCUCACAGUCUGACUGCCUGAGAGACGCCGGCCUCCCGACCUGGAAUCUCGACCACGCGUCCCUGGGACUCCUCCCGGGAGAGAAAUUCGACCGGGACCAACAAUGCAUGCUGAAAUACGGCCGCUCCAGCCGCCACUCCGAGGCCCAGAGCCAGGAGGAAAUCUGCAGGGACCUCCACUGCCAGAACGAGUUCUACACCUGGACGUCGCAUCCCGCGUUGGAGGGCUCCGAAUGCGGACGCGAUCGGUGGUGCCGGCGGGGUCACUGCGUGACGAAGAUGGGCACGACCGGCUCGCGGAUCCCCCGAGACGGCGGGUGGAGCCCCUGGGGGGCCUUCUCGGACUGCACGGCGGAGUGCCUCUACGGGCUGGAUGGGGUCCUGCUGACGGGGUCCGUCGGGGUCCGACUCUCGGCGAGGCACUGCUCCCAGCCCUAUCCCGAAUUCGGCGGCCGAGAGUGCUUGGGCCUGAACAAGCGAUACGCGACGUGCGACCCCGAGGACGUGUGCCACCGGUCGUCCGUCGACCGGGACCGGAUCACCGUCCAGGAUUACGCUAAUCGGCUGUGCCGCGAGGAGGCCCGGUUCGACCCGGAUCUCAUCGGGACGGGGCUGCAGCGGUCCGGAUCCGACCGGGACCUGGCCUGCGCCGUGUGGUGCCACCGCGCCAGCGGGGGUUACACGAACCGGGGGUGGACCUUCCCGGACGGGACGCUGUGCCUGGAGCCGCAGGAGGCGGAGGUCCAGGCGACGGAGGGGAGGGCGACGGGGGCCCUGGGGAGUCCGUAUGGCAUCUGCCUCGGCGGGAAGUGCCAGGCGAGUUUUUUCUUCAUCUUCGAGGUGUCGUGCACAGACCCCACCUACCAGAUGGGCCCCUGGGAGUGCCCCGGGGCCGGUGGACCCAAGCUGGGGGCGCAGCUGAACCACGCCUGGGUCCCGGCCGGGCCCUGCCGCCGGUCGUGCGUCCUCAACGCCGUCGGCGUCCGAGAUGUCACACGGGGGCCCGAGCACUCCUUUCAACUCUGCUUCACCGACACCCAGGAGUGCCGGAGCCAGGAGUCUCCUUACGAGUACGCCAACACGUUCUGCAAUUACCAUCGGGACGCGGUUGGGAUCUUGUCGGGGGUCGGACUCCAGCUCCCUGGAACCACUGACGACCCCGACCGGGGCUGCCGGAUCGCGUGCCAGGACAAGCGAGUGGAAUACCGCUUCUACCGAGCGAGAGGGAGAGAUGGUCUCUUCCCGGAUGGGACGCCGUGCAAGGUGCAGAUGAACGCACAGAGGCCGUCGUAUUGCGUGCAGGGGCUCUGCCUGGAAUUCGGGGAAGGGGAUGAUACGGCGGUGGUGAGGGAUCCGGCCUCGGGGAGGGAUCCGGCCUCCGGAAGGGAUCCGGACGAGGUGAUCGAGGUCACGGCGAACCGGUUCGAGCGCGACUCGCCGCGGCGGCGGGCGCCGUACGUCGCCGGGUCCCGUCGCGACUCGCACCUCUAUCGGAAGCCGUUCCCGUCAGCGUCUUAUCCCAAGUACCAGCAGAACCGGUACUUCGAUCGGUACUCCGGGAGCCGCGAGGAGUACGGCUACGACCAGCGACGGCGGAACUGGCGGGAUUCGUACGAUCCGGACGAAUACCAUCGCACCCGGCGACGAUUCAAGCGACAGUCCUCGUCGGACUCGCAGUCCUCAUCAGAGAACGAGGCGUUGGACCUGGCCCACCCGGUGGAAGUGGACCUGCUGGCCCUUCCCCCUCACCCCCCAGCGAGGACCAACGACACGGUCGACCCGGUCGACACGGACCCACCGAAGCCCGUGGAGAGCGCCUUCUACUACUGGAGAGUUUUGAACACUUCCUGCUCCGUCUCGUGCGGCGCCGGCAUGAGAUACACGUUCGUGGACUGCGUGACGAGCGGUCAGAUCGUCUCGGACGAGCUGUGCGGGGACUGGCCCCGACCGACGCUGCCGGCCAUGACCCCCUGCGAGAGGGGGAGAUGCCCCCAGUGCGGGAGGGGCAAGUGCGGGGGGAAGGGGGAGAAGGAGGAGGCGGGGCUGCUCUUCACCGACUUCAUGGUCGAGUGGUUCCGGAGGCAUCUUGGGAUUCUUUGA
This is a messenger RNA of Darwinula stevensoni, 3462 nucleotides long. The record is from the annotation of a GenBank genome assembly. NCBI's taxonomy places the organism in Eukaryota, Metazoa, Arthropoda, Ostracoda, Podocopida, Darwinulidae.